Messenger RNA from Brassica napus (rape), 3409 nucleotides. Its product is annotated as probable sucrose-phosphate synthase 2. The transcript is spliced from 13 exons. Gene Ontology annotation, biological process: sucrose metabolic process. Gene Ontology annotation, molecular function: sucrose-phosphate synthase activity; sucrose synthase activity. Lineage: Eukaryota; Viridiplantae; Streptophyta; Magnoliopsida; Brassicales; Brassicaceae. Bases 160 to 3279 code for a protein of 1039 amino acids. The record is from RefSeq and is a predicted model, not a curated record.
ACAUUGAGGAACGAAUCAAUCAUUCACGUCUUCUAGCAAUAAAAAAAUUCAAAUAUUUAAGAUUAAACCAAAACUAUAUAGAAUCUCGAAAUAAUAUUUCAUUUUUGAUUAUAAAAGAAAAUUGAAGAGACGGUUUUAGAGAUUAAUCAAUCAUCGAAAAUGGUGGGAAACGAUUGGGUGAAUAGUUACUUGGAGGCGAUCCUCGCCGCGGAACCAGGGAUCGGCGACUCCAAAUCGUCGCUGCUACUAAGAGAGCGUGGCCAUUUCAGUCCGAGUCGUUACUUCGUGGAAGAGGUCAUCACUGGCUUCGAUGAGACUGAUCUUCACCGUUCCUGGGUCCAGGCUGCUGCAACAAGAAGUCCGCAAGAGAGGAACACGAGGUUGGAGAAUUUGUGCUGGAGGAUUUGGAAUUUGGCUCGUCAGAAGAAAAAGGUUGAAGGGAAGAAUGCUAAGCGGGCUGCUAAGCGCCAUCUCUUGCGUGAAAAAGCGAGGAAGGAAGUAACUGCUGAUAUGUCAGAAGAUUUUUCUGAAGGUGAGAAAGCAGAUGUGCCUGGUGAGAUUCCGACUCUUAGUGAUGGCAACACUAAAGGAAGAAUGUCUCGGGUCAGCUCUGUUGACGUCUUUGAGAAUUGGUUUGCUCAACACAAAGAGAAGAAACUCUACAUCGUCUUGAUAAGUCUUCAUGGUUUGAUACGUGGUGAAAACAUGGAGCUUGGUCGGGAUUCUGAUACUGGUGGCCAGGUGAAGUAUGUUGUGGAACUUGCAAGAGCACUUGCCUCAAUGCCAGGAGUCUAUCGUGUCGAUUUGUUAACCAGACAAGUAACUGCACCAGAUGUGGAUAGCAGCUACUCCGAACCGACUGAGAUGCUGAAUCCUCUGGACACAGACAGCACAGAACAGGAGCAUGGGGAGAGUAGUGGGGCUUAUAUCGUCCGUAUACCUUUCGGUCCGAAAGAUAAAUAUGUUCCCAAAGAGCUUCUCUGGCCUCAUAUCCCUGAGUUUGUUGAUAGAGCACUUAGCUAUAUUAUGAAAAUCUCUAAGGCUCUUGAUGAAGAAAUCUUUGAAGGAGGAGGAGGACAAGUGUGGCCUGUUUCUAUUCAUGGUCACUACGCAGAUGCUGGUGACUCCGCUGCUCUUCUCUCUGGGGCUCUGAACGUACCGAUGGUUUUCACUGGCCAUUCUCUUGGUCGUGAUAAGCUUGAGCAGCUCCUGAAACAAGGACGUCCAAAAGAAGAAAUCAAUGCUAAUUACAAAAUAAUGAGGCGGAUAGAGGCAGAGGAGUUGUGUCUUGAUGCUUCUGAAAUAAUCAUAACUAGUACAAGGCAGGAGAUAGACGAGCAAUGGCGCCUUUACGAUGGGUUUGAUCCGGUUUUGGAGCGUAAACUCAGAGCAAGGAUGAAAAGGGGUGUGAGCUGUUUAGGCAGGUUCAUGCCUCGCACGGUUGUAAUUCCUCCAGGAAUGGAGUUUCAUCACAUUGUACCACAUGAUGUGGAUGCAGAUGGAGAUGAUGAAGAUCCACAAUCUCCUGAUCCACCAAUUUGGUCUGAGAUUAUGCGUUUCUUUUCUAACCCACGCAAGCCUAUGAUACUAGCUCUUGCUCGGCCAGACCCUAAAAAGAACUUGGUUACUCUAGUCAAAGCCUUUGGAGAGUGCCGUCCACUACGUGAACUUGCUAACCUUACACUCAUAAUGGGAAACCGAAAUGAUAUUGAUGAGUUGUCCACCACGAAUUCAUCGGUGCUGCUAUCAAUUCUGAAGCUAAUCGACAAGUACGACCUUUAUGGUCAAGUGGCAAUGCCUAAGCAUCACAAACAAUCUGAUGUCCCUGAAAUUUACCGUUUAGCAGCCAAAACAAAGGGAGUAUUUAUAAAUCCAGCUUUCAUUGAACCAUUUGGAUUAACUCUAAUCGAGGCAGGAGCUCAUGGUCUGCCCACUGUUGCAACAAUAAAUGGAGGACCUGUAGAUAUUCAUCGGGUUCUAGACAAUGGUCUUCUGGUUGACCCUCAUGAUCAGCAAGCCAUAUCCGACGCCCUCUUGAAACUGGUCUCAGACAAGCAUCUCUGGACAAGAUGCAGACAAAACGGCCUAAAAAACAUCCACCUGUUCUCAUGGCCAGAGCAUUGCAAAACAUACUUGGCUCGUAUAGCUUCUUGCAAGCAAAGAUCUCCAAAAUGGCAGAGAGUCGAGUUCGAAAACUCAGACCCUGAUUCACCUAGUGACUCCCUCAGAGACAUACACGACAUCUCCUUGAACCUAAAACUCUCCUUGGACGGCGAAAAGAGUAGUGUAGAUACCAACUUAGACGCUGAAGACACCACCAGCGCUGAACGUAAAGCUAAGCUAGAGAAAGCUGUUUCAACUUUAUCUCAAAAGAAGAUCUCAACUGAGAAAAUCGACUCAAAGAUGCCGACUCUUAAAAGACGGAAACAUAUCUUCGUCAUCUCUGUUGACUGCAGCACAAACUCUGAUCUUCUCUCGGUGGUGAAAACAGUUAUGGACGUUGCUGGUGACUCAACAGGGUUUAUACUCUCGACCUCAAUGACUGUAUCCGAGACUCACACAACAUUGCUCUCAGGAGGGUUGAAGCCACAAGACUUCGACGCUGUUAUCUGCAACAGCGGGAGUGAGCUCUACUUCACAGCCUCUGCUUCUUCUGAGGAUAAUAAAACCGCGCUUCCUUACACGCACGAUCCGGAUUAUCAUUCUCACAUAGAGUUCCGCUGGGGUGGAGAGAAUUUGAGGAAGACUUUGAUUCGUUGGAUUAGUUCUGUUGAGGAGAAGAAGAAGAUGAAACAAGGAGAGAUUCUAUGUGAAGAUGAAGCUUCUUCGACUAACUAUUGCUUAUCUUUCAAAGUGAAAGAUCCUGCUUCGAUUCCUCCAAUGAAGGAGCUGAGGAAGUUGAUGAGGAUCCAAGCGUUACGUUGCAAUGUAGUUUACUGUCAGAAUGGAGCUAGGUUGAACGUGAUCCCUGUUCUUGCCUCACGAUCUCAAGCCCUUAGGUACUUGCUAGUGCGAUGGGGAAUUGAUUUAUCGAACAUGGUGGUGUUUGUGGGAGAUUCAGGUGACACGGAUUACGAAGGCUUGCUUGGAGGGGUUCACAAAACUGUGAUACUUAAAGGCAUAGCGAGUGAUUUGCGUGAGCUGCACGGCAACAGAAGUUACCCAAUGGAAGACGUGACGCCACUCAACAGUCCUAAUAUAACCGAAGCUGAAGAAUGUGGUUGUGAUGCUAUCAAGGUCGCCCUUGAGAAGCUUGGGAUUAAUCUCCGAAAGCCUUGAAGGCUGUGUGUUUUCCUCUAUUAAAAAAGGUUUUGUACCAACAUGCCACGAUGGUUGAAUUGAUAAUAAGAAAUACACUAUACAGAUAACAUUGUAUAAUAUUGAGCGAAAUAUAAAUUUUUGUGUUUGA